GGUCACGUGAUGUAAAUUUUUGUUGGGCAUGCGCGAUACUGCUGAAUUUUUCGUGAUUUUUGAACGGUGAGACGUUUUUUCGCGUAAUAAAACGUUUACGACGCGUUUAUUGUGUAUCUUUUUAAUCAUUUGAACAUUAAUGAGAACGUGAUUAUUGAAAAGUGCUUGUGAGUUAGUGUAAGGAAGUGUUUUUUAAUCAAAGGUCAUACAAAAAUGGAUAUGUCUGAUGUUGCGAAGUGAUGUUAUUUUCACUCCAAAUAUCUGUUUGGUUUCUUUGUUUUACGCGCGAUCGUGUUACCAGUCCGUUGGCUAAGUCCCUUAAAUUUUUCAUGCCACCUUUAAAAGUGUUAAGUGCUCAGUGACAAGUGCUUAGUGGUGACUUAUGAAAUGACAGCGGCUAAGACUGGAAUUGUACAGUGCCAUCUGGAUUUGACGGGAUAGGAUUACCUACUUGACAAUGGCGCAUUACCCCCAACCGGCCUCGCUCGAGGCCGCCCUGCCCUUCCUGACCAGGCCUGACCUCAGGCUGCGGCAGCAACUCGGCGAGCAACUGACCGCGCUAGUUCGACGGGAGCCGGAACUAACGCCGGACCUGGUCGACCAACUGGUCGACGCGUUAGUCGCGUGGUUGAAUGGAGGGAACUUCAAGGUGGCCCAGAAUGGCCUAGAAGUGCUGGCGGCGGUGGCCGAGCGCCUCGGACAUGAGUUCUCAAACAACGUGCCAACGGUUCUGCCUCAUAUUAUUGACAGACUAGCGGACACAAAAGAGGGUGUCCGUCAUAUGGCACGCGUGUGCAUAUCCUCGCUUGGAGACAGCAAAGCGGUCCCGCCCAGGGCUCUGCUGGCCAGGCUGACGCCCACGCUGCAGCACAAAGCACCGCACGCCAGGGAGGAGACGGUCAGGUGUAUACAGGCGUUACUUGACACACACGGCGUAGCAGAACUACAAUUACGCGGCGCCAUGCCCAGCUUGGCGGCGCUGGUGGGCGACCCCAACAGCGCCGUUAGAGAUGCGGCGAUGCAACUGUUGGUCGACGUGUACCGCCACGUGGGUGAAAGACUGAGACAAGACUUGAAGAAGAAGGAAUUAGUGCCGGCACAGAAGUUGGCUCUACUGGAACAGAAGUUUGACGAGGCGAGAGAGGCAGGCCUAUUGUUGCCUACAGCGACGCAGGGCCAGAGCGCCGAUGAACCUGACUUCAUAGCGAGGUCGGCCAAACGCACCAUGACCAUACCCACCUCCGCCAGGAGUCGGGACGGAGACUCGUCGGGGGCGUCCACGCCAGCAUGUGAACCAAAGAAAACUAUAGCGGGAUUGUACGGCAUGCCGCCGAGCAGGAAACCUCCGCCGCCGGCUAAACCCACAGCGGCCAGAAAUGUAUCGAGCGCCAUAGGAAGCACGGGUAGCGGCGGCGAAGCAGGUGCGGUGUCGUGCGAAGCGUUCGAAGCAGCUUUCGCCAGCACCGCACCGGCCGCGGUUUACGGGGCGAGAGGUCUGGACGACUUGUGUAGACACGCCGCCGCCUUACUGGGUGAUAGAAGCGCCGAUUGGGAGAAGAGAGUGGACGCGCUCAAAAAGAUCCGGUCUCUUCUAACGGCGAAUGCUCACAUACAAUACCCUACAGAGUUCGCGGCUAAUCUCAAAGAUUUGUCAGUGCCUUUCUUGGUCGUCAUCAAGGAUUUAAGGAGUCAGGUGGUGCGCGAGGCCUGUAUUACAAUAGCUCAUAUGGCCAAAGUCCUGAAGAACAAAUUGGAACAGUUCAGUCUUUACAUUCUUCAGGAGCUGAUAAAUUUGAUACAAAACGCCGCCAAAGUCGUAUCGUCAGCGGGUACGGUAUGCGUACGGUACAUAGUACUAUAUGUACAUUCGCCAAGGUUGGUGCCGGUGUUGGUCACCAACCUCACCACCAACAAGUCCAAAGAGAUCCGGUCUACGUUGAGUGAAGUCCUAGUGCUACUGCUGGAGAGGUGGUCUCCUUCGGCGAUAGAGAAACAGCAGCCGGUGGUGAGAGACGCAAUAAGAAAGGCGUGCGUGGACGCAGACAGCAACGCCAGGAAUUGCGCGAGGAAGGCAUACUGGGCGUACAAACGCCAUUUUCCAGAGGACGCCGAAGCGUUGUUCCAGAGGUUGGACAUCGGCGCUCAGAAGCAGAUAGAGCGAGAGAGGCAUAUCGGAAGCGUUGAUAGUUUACAUCACGUCGGAUCGGAAAGAAGAGUUAUCACUAGUCCCAGAAGCCCUUCGGCCAGUGUAUCAGCGGAGCGAGCGGUCGGCGGCGCGGCCCGCUCGGUGUCGUGCGUGGACCCGGCGGCUGCGCAGCGCGCGCGAGCGAGAGCGCUAUACUCCAACAUGUCUAGGGCCAAGAUGGCCGCCGGCACGGCUAGUUUACCUCGCGCGAAAAGGUCCCCGAGCAACGCCGGGGUGCCUCCCAGCCCUGAGAGAGUGGUCGGCAGGUCCAGAUCCAGACCGGGGGUGUCGCAAUCUCAACCCACUUCAAGGUCAUCGUCACCUUCCUCCAGAACCAGCGGUCCCUUGUCGCUGUCCAGCGCCAGGCGGAGGCCCUCGGGCAUUCCCAGGUCUCUGGCCGGGUCCAGGGAGACCAGCCCCACCAGAAGCGGUCGGUCAAGCAGCGUGGUGUCGGCAAUGCGGCGCAGGGAGUCGGCGGAGAGGGGCGCGGUGUCGAGAACACCGGCAGCCACUCUGCGGCUGCUGCAGCAGACCAGGGACGCCGAGGGGGCUCUGAGAAGUCCCGAAGACAGUUCAGGCUGCGAAGGUCUCCGCGGCAGAGACGACGACUCUGAAGCAUCCAGCGUUUGUUCAGAACGGAGUCUGGACUCUUACAGGAGGCAUGAUGGCAUGUCGUGGUCGGGCUCGCGGGGCUUCGAGUGCGGCUCGCCGCCGCCGCCGCCGCCGCCCGACGACAUCAUCGCGCUGUGCGCCUGCACCCACUGGACGGAGAGGAAGGACGGCCUCACGCACUUGGCCAAUUAUCUCAACAGCGGUCGACUCCUGACAGAUGAACAGCUGAAGAGAUUGACAGAACUGCUGAACAAGAUGUUUGUCGAUGCCCACACGAAGGUCUUCUCGCUGCUACUGGACGCUGUGUGCGAACUGUUGCUGGUCCAUUGGCAGCAGCUGAAAGAUUGGCUGUACCAGCUGAUGUUCAGAUUGUUAAUGAAACUUGGCACGGACAUUCUAGGCUCUGUGCAAAGCAAGAUAAUGAAGACUCUGGACGUGAUACACGAGUGUUUCCCUGCAGAACUACAGCUUCACAAUAUAUUCAGGUUCCUGGCAGAUGGCGCCACCGCUCCCACGGGGAAGACCAAAGUGGCCGCGCUCAGAUUCCUGGCGGAUUUAGCUCAUGACUACUGCACUCCGGCCAGUUUAUCUGCGGCUUUGCAUGGUGGCGCCACCGGCGUGGCGGGCAGGGCGCUGGCGAAAGUCUCUGUCCUGGCCGCCGACCCGCGCGCCGCCGACGUCAGGGUGGCCGCAAGGAGGGCGCUGGCUUGCUUGUACGACUGUAACCCCGUGCCGUUCACGGCGCUGAUGAGCGAACUUCCGCCGGAAACGCAGACUCUCGUCAAUGGUGUGGUCCAACAGCACGUGAGACGAACGUCCAGCACCGGUAGCGACAGCCCGCUGCGUACAGUCAGCAGCGCCAGCAACUCCGCCAACGCUGAGGACGUGUACUCCAGGAUACGGAAGACCACGACUGAGAUACACUCUUACACCAAGCAGCACUCCAAUGCCGAAUGCGGUAACCACAUGUCCAGCAAAGACUCCGGCAUCAGCCAGAUGUCUGACGUCACGUUGUCCAAUAGAGGUCACAAUGGCGUGCCGAACGGGCAUUAUAACAAUGAUGCAAUAGCGAGAGCCGCGUCUGCAGACAGCUCCGAGGAUGCUAACAGCACCAAAGAGUCUUCUCCUGUACCGGCGCAUCACCGCUUGGACCUGCCUCACGGGGACUACAAUCUCGGCCGUGACAAAGUUAAAUCGUAUGAAACGGAUGAGAAUGGAUUUAUUAUUACUAAAUCCGGCCUUCGCGAACAAGAAGUGUUGGACGCAUUGUGCAAACUGGACGUGUCACAGGCGCCCCCCGAGCAGUGGGAGAGCCUCCUGCUGGCCACCCACGAGCUGCUGAAGUACGGCGACUGCAGGAAGCCCAGGGAGUGCUUCAAAAAUAUAGUACGCGUGGCGCUAGCGGCGCUGACAAUAGAAGAGAAUUCCGGAGACAAAGAGAAUACUGAGAAUGCGGGCAACGCUCAGCAGCAGUCUUCUGGUUGGGGCACGGCCAACGAGCGCGCCGCCGCCGAAGCUGUCAAAGUCCUAAUAUGGCUGUGCCGGAGACCAGAGACAAGACCACAGUGGCUAGAUUACUUUGACCUCAUAUUACUGAAGCUGAUCAACGCGUACGGAGCUCUAAAUAAGGAGGUCAUGCGGGCGGUGGACGCGGGAAUGCCGCACAUAGCGCACGCGCUGCCCGCGCAACAGGUGCUGGCGCUGCUGAAGCCGGUGAUCCGCACGCGCGGCUACCCCACGUCGCUGUGCGCGCUCAAGCUGGCCUCGGAGGUGGCCAAGGCGCGCGGGGGGGAGCUCACCGACGAGACCGUGUCUCAGCUCAUGGAGGGAGUCGGGCAGUUGGCGGAUCAUCAGAACUCGGCGGUUCGUAAAGCGGCCGUAUUUUGUAUGGUCGCGUUCACGUUCGCAUUGGGAGAGGAGAGGAUGCAGCCUCACCUCAAACACCUCUCCGUCAGCAAGUAUCGGCUGUUACAGGUGUACAUCAGCAAGCAGCGCGAGGAAACUGGUGCGCGCGCGCACACGUAGCGGCGGCGGCGGCGCGCGCGCACGUGCUCGCGGCACACGCAGACCGGCGGGUAGGGGGGCAGGGA
This is a messenger RNA of Amyelois transitella, 4887 nucleotides long. RefSeq names its product CLIP-associating protein (gene chb). Gene Ontology annotation, cellular component: spindle microtubule; microtubule organizing center; cytoplasmic microtubule. Gene Ontology annotation, biological process: mitotic spindle assembly. The record is from RefSeq and is a predicted model, not a curated record. NCBI's taxonomy places the organism in Eukaryota, Metazoa, Arthropoda, Insecta, Lepidoptera, Pyralidae. Bases 458 to 4822 code for a protein of 1454 amino acids. Gene Ontology annotation, molecular function: microtubule binding. The transcript has 37 exons.